Molecule: messenger RNA, 518 nt
Organism: Nothoprocta perdicaria
Lineage: Eukaryota; Metazoa; Chordata; Aves; Tinamiformes; Tinamidae
Gene: SNORC
Product: secondary ossification center associated regulator of chondrocyte maturation
Exons: 3
Coding region: 149-517 (122 amino acids)
Biological process (GO): cartilage development
Cellular component (GO): cell periphery
Source: RefSeq, a predicted model, not a curated record
CACAGCUGCAAAGRGAUUUUUGUCUUUUUAUUUAAUUUUUUUUGACCUGACUGGACAAAGUUUUGAUUAUACUGGUGAAAUUGCCGAGUUGCUUAAUACUUUGAAGGGUUUCUAAGAGCUGCUGCCGCCGCGGUGCCUGCAGCGAGCCAUGCCUGGCCGAGGAGCCCUCCACCCGCUGCUGCUCGUGCUCUGCGCUGUCCUGCUCCCCGCUGCGCUCGCAGCAGCGCAGCCACGGGGACCGCUGCCCACCGCGCUGUGGCAGGAGCCGCCUGAGCUGCCGUCGGGCGCCGGUCCCUUCGACGCUGCCGAGGCCACCACGGCCGGGCUGCCCCCUGCCUCCGCCAUCCCACCGCGCACCGCCCAGCCCGAGGACACCACCCGCCUGCAUCGUCUUGACGCCUCUGACGGGUCAUUGGGGCCUGGAGCCAUUGGCGCCAUUGUCAUCGCCUCCCUGCUGGGCACUUCGGUGCUGGUGGCCCUGGUCGUCAUCACCCUGAGGAAGUUCUCGGCCUCCUGAA